Molecule: messenger RNA, 5850 nt
Organism: Tachysurus vachellii
Lineage: Eukaryota; Metazoa; Chordata; Actinopteri; Siluriformes; Bagridae
Gene: trpc4a
Product: transient receptor potential cation channel, subfamily C, member 4a
Exons: 13
Coding region: 513-3350 (945 amino acids)
Biological process (GO): manganese ion transport; regulation of cytosolic calcium ion concentration; calcium ion transmembrane transport
Cellular component (GO): membrane; cation channel complex
Molecular function (GO): inositol 1,4,5 trisphosphate binding; store-operated calcium channel activity; protein binding
Source: RefSeq, a predicted model, not a curated record
GAGAGAGAGAGAGAGAGAGAUAGAGAGCAUCUCAGUCUCUGCAACAGAGCUCUGCUCUACAGACGCACUUGAACUGAAGUUUACGCACACAGACCAUCAGUAAAACAGAAGUGACGGACACGAGAGGGUGGCAGGAUUGUCGCACAGUAAUCACAGUAAUCACUGAAUGAAAAUGCUUUGACGGCGGCGCACAUCCGAGCAUCGUUUCCCAGAUGUUAGGACUGGAAUGUGCAUCGCUUUCUCCACAUUGUCCUCGUUUUUGUUCAAACCCAGACGAGUGGUUUCUCAUCGCAGCCUCACUUAUGAGCACCUGUUGUGUGUCUUUACUGAUGAGUUCAUAAGAGCCGAGAUUUUCCACAACAACCCAAAACCUACAGGUUUUCAUGCAUGUAAUAUAUACAUGUCUGCAGUCUUCUGGAGAAGCCAAGAGAACACCAGCUGCAUCGGUUUAAGUAGCCUAGAUGUAACACAAAUAUCUGAUUACAGCCUCGGUGUGACAUGGCCUAGCAGCGAUGUCCCAGCUGUAUUACCGCCGUACUGAUAACUCCUCAUAUCGAGACCGCAUCCCACUUCGGAUUGUGCGGGCUGAGUCAGAACUGUCUCCCCUAGAGAAGGCCUACCUGAAUGCCGUAGAAAAGGGUGACUAUGCCAGUGUGAAGCAAGCUCUUGAGGAGGCUGAGAUCUACUUCAAAAUCAACAUCAACUGCAUUGACCCGCUUGGUCGCACAGCCCUGUUAAUCGGCAUUGAGAAUGAGAACCUGGAGAUCAUUGAACUCUUGCUCAGUUUUAACGUAUAUGUGGGUGAUGCACUGCUCCAUGCCAUACGCAAAGAGGUUGUGGGUGCUGUGGAACUACUGCUCAACCACAAGAAGCCCAGUGGGGGCAUGCAGGUGCCUCCUAUUCUGCUAGACAAACAGUUCUCUGACUUCACCCCUGAUAUAACACCCAUUAUUCUGGCUGCUCACACCAACAACUAUGAAAUCAUCAAGCUUCUGGUGCAAAAGGGCGUCUCGGUACCCCAGCCACAUGAGGUGCGCUGCAAUUGUGUGGAGUGUGUAUCCGGCUCAGAUGUGGAUAGCCUGCGCCAAUCACGUUCCCGUCUUAACAUCUAUCGUGCACUGUCCAGCCCAUCACUGAUCGCCCUGUCCAGCGAGGACCCGUUCCUCACAGCGUUCCGCCUCAGCUGGGAGCUACAGGAGCUCAGCAAGGUGGAGAACGAGUUCAAGGCUGAGUAUGAGGAGUUGUCACACCAGUGCAAACAAUUUGCCAAGGACCUGCUGGACCAGACACGCAGUUCCCGAGAGCUGGAGCUCAUCCUCAAUUACAGAGAUGACAUAAAUCUUCUGGAGGAUGAGGUCAACAACACUGAUCUUGCCAGGCUCAAACUAGCUAUCAAGUAUCAUCAGAAGGAGUUUGUAGCACAGCCAAACUGUCAGCAGCUCCUAGCAUCCCGCUGGUAUGAUGAGUUUCCUGGCUGGAGGAGACGUCACUGGGUUGGCAAAUUCGUCACAUGCAUUUUCAUCGGCCUCCUCUUUCCUCUGUUCUCCAUCUUCUAUUUGAUAGCCCCCAAGAGCCACUUUGGUCUUUUUAUUCGCAAACCCUUCAUCAAGUUCAUCUGCCACACUGCCUCCUACCUGACCUUCCUCUUCCUCCUUCUUCUGGCCUCCCAGCAUGUGGUCACCACUGAGUCGGAUCGUCAGGGUCCAGCUCCCACCACUGUGGAAUGGAUGAUACUGCCUUGGGUGCUUGGCUUUAUCUGGGCUGAGAUCAAACAGAUGUGGGAUGGAGGCUUUCAGGAUUAUGUCCAUGACUGGUGGAACCUCAUGGAUUUUGUCAUGAAUUCUCUCUAUUUAGCCACUAUCUCUCUAAAGAUUGUAGCUUAUACAAAGUAUAGUGACUUUAAACCUAGGAAUGAUUGGGAGAUGUCGCAUCCUACCCUGGUGGCAGAAGCAUUAUUUGCCAUAGCAAACAUCUUCAGUUCUCUGCGCCUAAUUUCACUCUUCACAGCUAACUCCCACCUGGGUCCUCUGCAAAUUUCUCUGGGCCGCAUGCUCCUGGACAUCCUUAAAUUCCUCUUCAUCUACUGUUUGGUGCUUUUAGCCUUCGCAAAUGGCCUCAACCAGCUAUAUUUCUAUUAUGAGACCGAUGCUUCAAACAAGACAGGGAACUGCAAGGGUAUUCGUUGUGUACAGCAGAAUAACGCAUUCUCUACGUUAUUUGAAACCCUCCAGUCUUUGUUCUGGUCCAUAUUUGGCCUCAUUAGUCUGUAUGUGACCAAUGUUGACCCAGAACACCAGUUCACAGAAUUUGUUGGAGCCACAAUGUUUGGAACCUAUAACAUUAUUUCCUUGGUUGUGCUUCUCAACAUGUUGAUUGCCAUGAUGAACAAUUCCUAUCAACAUAUCGCUGACCAUGCUGACAUUGAGUGGAAGUUUGCUCGAACUAAGCUGUGGAUGAGCUAUUUUGAAGAGGGAGGCACUUUGCCUCCUCCAUUUAAUAUAAUCCCCAGCCCUAAGUCUGCAUGGUACCUGAUCAGGUGGAUCAAGAAGCACAUAUGCAAGAGGACAACAGCAGAGAGAACUGAGACUUUUGGGUCAAUUAGCAGGAGAGCUGCAAAGAAUGUCCACAUCAAUCACCAGUAUCAGGAGGUUCUGCGAAACUUGGUGAAGCGGUAUGUGGCUGCAAUGAUCAGAGACGCCAAGACAGAAGAAGGCCUAACAGAAGAGAACUUCAAGGAGCUAAAGCAGGACAUUUCUAGUUUCCGAUAUGAAGUUUUAGGAAUGAUGAAAGGAAAUAAACCAGGACUACAGACUUCUAAGGGAAGUACAGGGGCCUCAAACAUGGCCUAUUCUGACCAUCCUAUGAAGUGUUCAACAGCUCCUACUGGAGAACAACUGAAGAGCAAGCUAAAACUUUUCAGCGUUACUGCAGCUAUUCUUCAACAAAAUUCAAAAGCAAAUACAAAGAAUACAGAACACAGCCUUGCUAAUGGGUCUAUCCCUACACCAUCAGAAAUUACUUCAUGCAACAGGACAACAAGUGAUAUCUCUGGAUUGUAUCACCAAAUCCGGCAUAGGGGGACAACCGAUCCUGGCAGGAUUUAUUCUGUGUGUGAAGAGGUUGGGGAGUCAGAUACAGAGGAACUGGUGGAGAAUAACAAGAAUAACAAAACCUCUGAGUCACUUAUGAACAAGUCCAUUGAAAAUGAAAUUGAUGAGAGCAGUAGUAAGACAAAUGAAGUGCAAAAAUUGACAGAGGAAGGAAAUAGAAUUUCUGACAUACCAUGUAUAUGUUACGAAGAUGGGAAUGAUGAUAAUACUGAAAAUUAUGAAGAAAUCAGCAGAUUAUAGUAGCAUAUAACCACUAUGUGAGGGACAAUCAGACACCAGUUAUGCCAAACUGUAGUAGUUUCUUUAGGAAUCAACUUGUCUAAACUGUUACAGAUUUCCAUUCUUCACCAAGACCAUAAAUAGUAAUCCCAUAAAAUCUUAACCAUUUUAACUAUAUUCCAUAUACAGAUUGCCCGAAUAAUCAAUAUUGUGCAAGGACAUGCCCUGACUUGCCCUACUUGCUUGUUUUCUGUUAGACUCAGGAAUGACUUUAAACUUUGGGAGUGUUCUAGGGAUUGGAAGCUAUGUCCUCAAGAGGAUAUGCUGCCAGUUAUUUUUGUCCACUAAUACCUGGUCAGUACCUUGGUAUCCAUAUCUUAGAAAGCUUUUUCAUCAAUAUUCUACUAGCUCAAAUGCUCCUCACAAUAGAAUAAAAUUGAAGGUGCAAUAAGAGAAAUCUAUGACAGAAGACUGUCCUGGUAAAGCUUUUAUUAGUUUUUUUUAAAGAGAAAUCUGCAUAAUAUCCACUGGCAAAUCUAUGAGCCUUUAGGGCAAAAUAAAACAUCUUCACAGGUUUUUAGGAUGGCUGCCUGAAGCUGACCAAUACCAGUUCACCACCCUGAAAUUUCUCAUGAAAAAGCAAUAGCUCCAUGAAAAGGAAUUGCACUGUUUGAUUUACCAGCUGAUGCUAACUUUGGGAUGUAUUCAGAGUUGAAUUAAGCAUGGCAAUAAAAGGUUAAAUAAUAAUAAUUAUAACAGUAUAAAAAAAUCAUAUCAUAUUCCCUGAAUUUUAAAUUUCAUUACAUACAUAGAUCAACGUUUCUUAUUUAGAUAAUACAGCACUUCUCUAGAGGACUAAAAUGUAUAUGGCAUGAUGGGAAAAAUAACUACUUAAAAUCUGAAGGAUAUGAGCUUUUGGUUGUACUAUACUAUUCCUCCAUUGUCCAUCAAUCUUACAGUUGGGGGUGUAUUGUCCCAAACUGCACAAAUAGUAAUAACACUUGUGAUUUGAUGGCAUACUGUGUAGUAUGUGUAGCAUAACAUCCAGUUGUAUUUACAAUAAUUAAAAUCAAAGGUUUGUUGAGUACAUCAGUGUUGUCACUGUUAUAGUUACUGUACUGAGUGCCAGAUGAUGAAAACUCUCAGCAAGAUAUGAUCUUUUAGUGUCAAUCAGCUGUUUAGCCCUACUAUAGCAUGUGGUAUAAUAAACAGCCUAAAAUCUACAGAAAUAGUCACAUAACAUUAGAUAACUAGCUACAAUUUGGUUGAAGCAAUGUUUGAAGUGUUCUGCUGUAAUUUCACAGCAUGUUUUCCAGACUGUGUCCUCUGUGUUGUUUUCUAGCAUUUCAAAACCAUUUGUCAUAAACUGUUAGCAUACUUGCUAAAACUGUUGCCAGAGUAUAAAAAUACAAGCAGUCACAACACACAAACACCCCGUAAUAGUCCCAACCCACAAUCCUUCCAGAGUUCUCUAGCUCAGCCAACAUCUCAAAUCGUUGCAAUAUAAACACAAAGGUAACAUAAUCACAAAGGUUACAAGAGUAACUCUGAUCACUGUCAUCUAUCAUUCACAAGUUCACAUAUUAGAGAAUAAAUUAGAAUCAUAAAAAAGCUAAAAUUCCAUCAGGAAUGAAUUUCUUCAUCUUAAAAUGUAGUAUUGGAUUCUCACCCUCAGGCUUUGUUUAGCCUCUCAUGCACAUAGUUUAUUGUACAAUAAUUGGAUUUGCUUGAUCAAGUUUUAUUUUUGUCAACGGGCAGCCAAAUAAUUUGGUAAAUAAAUUAUCUCCAUGGAUAAAUAAUAUUUAUUGUAAAUAAUAUUUAGUCUAAUAUAAAUUGCAAAUACAGUUACCCUACAAUUUACCCUACUAUAAAGUGUUACUAAACCAAAAGUGUUAAAAAAAAUCUGGCAACCUUGGAGGUAGGUGAAUUCCUUAAUCUGAUUGAGUUGAAAAAGUCAAAAACUUGAUGAAGAUGGUUCUGAAAGUGCAGAGUUUUUUUUUUAUUAGAAACAGUGACAUCAAUUUUGAACAUAAUAUUCAGACUUAAGUGGCCAACUCUGAAUACAACCCUUGUUUCAUUAGCUGAGAGAUUUGAUGUCUUCAUGCAGCCUAUUGUAGUAUAUUACAUGUAGUUAUUACUAUGCAAAUAUUUCAUUUACUUUACAGAGGGUUACCAAUCUUGGACACUCGUGAUGAAGAAUGGAGGAAUGAGAGUAUUGGAAAUUCCUGUAUUCAAAAGUUAUAUCAUGUUAUUGGCUAGGCAGCCACAUUUAUAUGUGGUAUAUAUGCCCAACUUCAGUAUCAUGUAGCCUUUAUAUCAUAUCUUUUUAUCUAUUCAACUUGUCAUACUGAAAAUCUGUCAUGUAUACACUGUAUAAUUAUUUAAAAUCAUUCUAUACAUUUCAAACUAAAUAACUACAUCACAAGUUUAAACUAAAAAGGUACUGAAUAACAUUUUGAAUCUGAGCGGUCUGUAAGUCUAUCAUGUGAGCAUAAUGAACAGUGCAUACAUGUUUGUUUAA